Messenger RNA from Setaria italica (foxtail millet), 1436 nucleotides. Its product is annotated as cytochrome P450 71A1-like. Gene Ontology annotation, molecular function: oxidoreductase activity, acting on paired donors, with incorporation or reduction of molecular oxygen; monooxygenase activity; heme binding. Bases 927 to 1436 code for a protein of 169 amino acids. NCBI's taxonomy places the organism in Eukaryota, Viridiplantae, Streptophyta, Magnoliopsida, Poales, Poaceae. The transcript has a single exon. The record is from RefSeq and is a predicted model, not a curated record.
CGCAUUGCAUAACAACAGUUGCUGAAAGCUGCACGCUCUAUCUAGCUAUCUGAAACAUGCAAGAUCGAAAAAACCCUCCCCAUGCUGAGACCAAGAAGUGGCCUCCCAAUCGCAUCCCCACCCUAGGAAAGGAAAGCUAUAUGUAUCUACGUACGGUUCAUCAGCCUGGCGACCCGCGUCGUCAGGAGAUGAUUCAGAUGGCGGUGCCAUGUCAUCCGACGAGUCUCCCUUGUCCGCCUGCAGGCUCGUCUGGUUUAUCCACUCAUCAACAUACUCAACCACUUUACGGUCCUUCUCCUCGUCAUAAGACAAAAUCUGCUGAUUUGCAUCUGCAUGCAAAAGAGCAGUAAUUCUAGAUAUCACGCUCGAGUUACAAUUCUAGAUAUCGAGUGCUAUCUUCAGACAAACUCAGUUCUAUGCUGCAGUUAGUCAGUUACAAUUGGAGACAGAAAAGGUGAUUUGGCUCAGGCUUUGUAUAUGCAGUCUUACACUGAAAACCUUUUGCAUUAAUUCAGCAAGUGCACUAUCAAGUUCCCGCACACUGAAAAGCAGAACGAUCAAUCAAUUCAGCAAGAGCACUACGCAAUCACGGUCGAUGAAAAGCCAGUGCGAUUAAGAUUUCUGCACAUCGAUGACUGAAUGGAACGUACCAUCAGAAGGAUGGUCGCCGGGUGGUGGCACCCAGGCGUGGACGAAGCGGGAGGAUUGGAGCCUUAGCUUCUGAUGAUCAUUAUCUACGACUCAUUCGUCGCAGAGGAAGUACUCGGGGCGGUUGAUGAGGGUGCUGCUGUCGGCGGCCCUGAUGAAGAGACGGUGGGAGGCGGAGUCGGCGACGUCGAUGACGGUGAACAGCGGGGUGAGGUUGGCGCGCAGCACCAGGGAGGAAGGGCGCGGCGGGGGAGGAUGCUCCGGCGCGGCGGGGGAGGAUGCUCCGGCGCGGCGCGUCCAUGAGGCGGUACCCUCGGACUGGGAUGGAGGCGAGGACCACCCACCGGCGCUGGGGCGGCGCCUCACCGGAGUUCUCCGCUGCUUCCUCCGCCUGCUGGCGGCCGCGCGACGACUCCGGUGCCUACUGGAGUCACCACAUCCCGGCGGGCACGCGCGUGGUGAUCAACGCGUGGGCCAUCGGCCGGGACCCCGCGACGUGGGAGGACGCCGAGGAGUUUCUGCCGGAGAGGUUCUCCGGCAGCGCCGUGGACUUCAGGGGGCAGCACUUCGAGCUGGUGCCCUUCGGCGCCGGCAGGAGGGGGUGCCCCGGCCUCGGGUUGGCCGAGGCAAGUAUCGAGAUGGCACUGACGAGCUUGCUGUAUCAUUUCGACUGGGAGGCCGCCGGCGGGACGACAGGGCCGUCGUCCUUGGACAUGACCGAGAUGAACGGAAUCUCCGUGCACAUCAAGUCCGGCCUGCAGCUUGUAGCUAAACCAUGGAUCCCUUAA